Fusarium graminearum PH-1 is the source of this 369-nucleotide messenger RNA. RefSeq lists its product as uncharacterized. The coding region runs from base 1 to 369 and encodes 122 amino acids. Lineage: Eukaryota; Fungi; Ascomycota; Sordariomycetes; Hypocreales; Nectriaceae. The record is from RefSeq and is a predicted model, not a curated record. The transcript has a single exon.
AUGCGUACCCCUUCAGCUGUAGCCGGUCAAUGCCGGUCUAAAUACUACGAGAACAGCAGCAAGAGUCAAGAGUUGUUGCUGGUUGAGGAGCCGGUUCGACCGGUCAACUCGGUUAAGUCGGAUCUUGGGACGGGGUUAGCACGGGCCAGUAAAAGGACAAAGAGCCGCAAGUUGAUACAUUCUGCUGAUAGACAGUCCAGUAAUCUGUUCAACAGCAACGUUAUCUUGUCAAUAUCCACAAGUCAGACACAUAAAACUAAGCUCAUGGAGUGUUUGGGGCUUACUCCACUGAAGGGUUUGGCGACAGAAACCCAGAGUCUGCUGAUUGUAGUCGAGGUUGGGGUAAUGAUACUUUGUCUAGCCGCGUAG